AUGUACGGACGACCUCAGCCAGAUCCCCCAUCGCAGCCUGAAUGGCGAGUGCCGCCGCGACGCACGGUGGGCCAGCAGUCAGAGGGACCUCUUCCUCCUCCGCCACCUCGUCCGCAGACGACAGGCGCAUAUAGCCCGGCAACAUACGGCCCGAUCUCAAACUCCUCAGCGAAUGCAGGCACGUCACCUGUGACAGGGCCUGGUGGGGAUCCGAGAACUUGGGGUGUGCGGUACAACCAGCAACAACAUCCGAUUUAUGCUCCGCCUCCUUUGCCGCCUCGGCCAUCAAGUACCAACGAGCAACCUUAUGCCUAUGCGCCGCCGCAAACGCUGCCCAUAAACAACAGCAUCUCCCCUCCGCUGCCGACGCAUAUUGUCGAAUCUUUCUCAGAUGCUCAGCCUCCGUCGUCCUCAUUAACUACCCCACCACCCUAUACAGAGCAUGUAGCUCCGGCUCCAGCUCCAGCUCCAGCUCCAUCUCCCGUUCCGCCCCCGCCUCCCAAAAAACCUCAAGGAUACCAGCCAACCCCGCCGCCCGUUCAGCACCUGCCGGAACGGCCUCCGUUGCUCGCGCAAGGUGCAGGCCCGGCCGCGACACAGGGCUCAUAUGGAUUCCCCGGGAGUACUCCUAUCAAUACCAAUGUAGCCCCAGCGGGCCCCUCAGCUUUGGGGCCAGGCACACCCUCCGAUUGGGAGCAUUUGGGACCAACGCCAGGGGAAUUCGAUGAUGGCCCGUGGUUUCCACCUAGGAGGCCUCCACCUCCGCCCGAAACUCCAACGUAUAACCUACUUCAAUCACCCGAUUCAAUCACAACUCCUCCGGGAUACUCAACUGGAAUGCCACAUCCCGCGGCUACCGUCCCAGCAAACGCGCCCCUCCCGCCGCGGGUAGAUACAGCGCAGCCACCGCCGGCACAGGUUUAUCAAGCAGAUCAUUCACGGAGGAAUGAUUCAAUGUCACCGAUCAGCCCUGCAAGUACGCAUGGUGGUCCGCAGGCCGGUUUCCCGACUCGGGUGGACAGCGUUAGCUCUGGUGUUUCUUCAUUUGGGGGUCGUGCCGACAGCAUAGACAAUGUCAUUGAUGCCUGGGUGAAGCCAUUGUCGCCUCCAUCCAAGGCAGUGCAGUCAGAUCUCCCACCUCAGAGUCAUCGAGCCACUCCGGUUGCGGUCGCUCUGCCAGCACAAAGCAGCCCGCCUCCUGCUCAAGAUUCGAGGGUUUUAUCAAGUCCUGCUCCAGUACCUGCUCAACCCGAAGAGGCGCGGCCAACCACCGUAGCUCCUAGAGAACCAGAUCCGUACGAGGAUCUCGAUCCAUGGUUCAAGUCUUCUUUGACGCGCUAUAUUGCAAUGCUACGCAAAGAGGCAGUGGCUGACUCGGACGAGGAGCGCUACAAGAUCUUCACUGCCUUCACGGCCAAGGAGACCAAGCUUCGUGAGAUCCUUUAUAAUAUCGAACAUGAUCCGCAGGAUGCCCAGCCAGCCCCUCGUAUCUCCGAGAUAACCCAAAAACGGUCGUCUCCUGUCUCGGACAAUGGCAAGCCAGCAAUUGAAUCCGGGCUGAUCCCGGUGGAUUCAGAAAAAGUUCGAUCUCCAACCACAACAAAUACAGAUGACGGAAACGACGUCGAUGAUACAGCCAGCGAAUAUAGUGCAGGAGGUCGACCCCUUCUCGCCAAACGAGCCCGCCACGCCUCUCAAUGGACACCCAAGCUCUCAGCGCUUCCAUCGGGUGAGGUUCCUACCGAACGUCUUGUCAAGACUCCUUCAAGGCAGUUCUCGCUAGACGAUGUCCUUCAAAAUCAGGAAGUUGAGCCGCUCAUGACAAAUCCCCCGCGACCAAUCUAUACACCUUUCCAGUACACUGAAGGCCCCCAGCGUGGCUCAGACAACCUGACUUUUGAUCGCCCGGCAUAUCAGGCCUACUCUGAACUUCGACAAGCUUCAGCCGUGAGCGGGCGAAUCAUGUCAAACGUUCCUCCACCUAUACUUCGAUCAAGGUCCGACACUAUUCCAACGUCUCCGGCUACCGAUGAACACAAUGAGACCUUCCUUGGCCUCAUUCGUGGUAAGAGCAGCGCCUAUCAAAAAUCAGAUCGCCGGGCAACCAUCACAACCCCGUUGCUUCCGGCGCCUCUUCGGCAAGGGCGACGAUCUGAUGACCCGGUAGAAGAUCUUCGUGCCAUGGUUUGGACUCCCCUGGACAAGCAAUCUGAAAGUUCGUGGCAUAUCACAACUCGGAAAGAGCUGGAACCCUUUCCAGAUGACUUUUCGUACAUUCAAGAAACAGUGGAUAAAUGGGAGAGUUCCGCAUCAGAACGCCGGUCUAAACUAGACCAGGAACGCAACUCUCGUCAGGAGGAGUCUGAGGCUCAGAUCGAUGAUCUCUUUAAUGGCAAGGAGAUUGGGUAUGCUGAUAUCAACACACUGGAAGAGGAUUUCCGCCAAAGUGAAGCUCGCAUUCAGCUGGAUGAGGAGCGAGAGGAGGUCGAUGAUUUCAUCGAACAAGUGUUCAACCCUCUAGAUGAGCGUCUGAAGAAGGAAAUUUCGUUGCUCCGCAAAUCCUACGAGUCGGCACUUAAUCAACUGGAUCGAGAUCAAAAGGGGAAGAGCUCGCCAGUUGAGCAAUGCAGCCCAUCGGUGACCAUGAAAUUGGUCAAUGAUAUCCACAGCAAGCUCGAGAUUCGUUUCCAGAAGAGGCUCGAGAUUGCCCUGGACUGUGAGCGUCGUCGCAAAAAGGCUGAGCGCCGGCCCCUCGUGUUCAUGGGAGACAUGGCUAGCCUUCGCAAGUUGGAUGGGGAUUUUGACCGUAUGGAGAAGCGGAACAUUUUGGAGGCGGCCAAGGAUCGUGACGACCGAGCCAAUCGGCUGAUGGACUCGUUCGAUGACGCGAUCCUGCACGGGCUAGGUAUGAAUCAGAGCCUCCUGGACGAGCUUGCGACCAAAGCAGCCCGGCUAGACCCCACGAUCCUCCAUGCCUCCAACCUGCCGGAUUCUGAAGUCGAACAGAUCCUCAAGUCCGCGGCGACGUUCGCGACGUCGCUUUGCAAAGAUUCGGAGGCGAUUCUCCGGAGCUCCGCGGUUGCGGAAGUAGCCCUCAACGACGCCGACUACAACGUCUCCGUCGCCGAAGCGCGAUAUGCGGACUCGGAACCGGAUAUCUUCCAGCGGCUUGAGAUGGAGAAAAAGAAAGAAGAUGCAAUUCUUCAAGCAGAUUUGGAUACCAAGCUGCAGAGCAUCCAAAAGGGCCCGCAGGAGAUCGAGUCUACUACUCAGCGCUUGCUUGAGGGUUUGAAGAAGACUCCUAAGCCCAAGGUUCCGGCUCCGGCUCCUGCUCCUCCUCCCGUACGGGUUCCAACCAAGUCUCCAAGUCCUCCGGCGGCACCUGCGCCCGAGGAGGCAGUCCCAGCGAAUCGGCCAGCUAAUAUGCUGCCGUUGGAACUUCGCCCUGCAACUAUUGCGCCCAGUCAAACUCCCACCCCACCUCCGGCUAGUCGACCUGCGGUGGACCCAGAGGCGGAACACAAAGAGAGGCUGCGUAAAGCGCUGGAGGAUGCCAAAAAGCGCAAUGCAGCCAGAGCGGACCAAUAA
Penicillium cataractarum is the source of this 3588-nucleotide messenger RNA. RefSeq lists its product as uncharacterized. NCBI's taxonomy places the organism in Eukaryota, Fungi, Ascomycota, Eurotiomycetes, Eurotiales, Aspergillaceae. The coding region runs from base 1 to 3588 and encodes 1195 amino acids. The record is from RefSeq and is a predicted model, not a curated record. The transcript has 2 exons.